Molecule: messenger RNA, 2320 nt
Organism: Microcebus murinus (gray mouse lemur)
Lineage: Eukaryota; Metazoa; Chordata; Mammalia; Primates; Cheirogaleidae
Gene: ZNF584
Product: zinc finger protein 584
Biological process (GO): regulation of DNA-templated transcription
Source: RefSeq, a predicted model, not a curated record
GGCGGUGGCGGUGGCGGAGACGCGUUUCGGCGGAGUCCGCCGGCCGACCUGCAGGUUCCAAUGGCCGAGGCGGCGCAGGCUCAGUUGAAUCCAUCAUCGCAGGGCCUGGUGAUGUUUGAGGAUGUGGCUGUGUAUUUCUCCCAGGAGGAGUGGGGUCUCCUUAGUGUGACCCAGAAGAGCCUAUACCGUGAUGUGAUGCUGGAGAAUUUUGCACUCAUUAGCUCCCUGGGUUUUCUGUGUAGAAUAGAGAAUGAGAAAACUCCUCCCAAGCAAGUGAAGAGCUGCAGACUUCACCUCUCAGAGAACCUUUUCAUGUGUGGAGAAACUGAGGAUAUCUUAGGUCUCAUCCAAAACCAAGACACCUAUAGCAAUAGAAAGCCAAACAGGAGCACUGAGCAUGGGGCAGCCUUCCCACCCAGAUCUAGCCAUGGUCAGCAGCAGGGAGCCCAUGCUGCUCGGAAGCCCUUCAAAUGCAGUGACUGCGGGAAGGUCUUCCUGAAGGCCUUUACUCUCCUUCACCACCUGAUAACUCACUCUGGAGAGAGAACCUUUAAUUGCCCAACAGGCAGAAGUGCCUUCAAGGAGAAAUCAACUCAUAUUAAUCACCAAAAAAUUCACAAUGUAGAAAUAUCUCAUGUGUGCAACGAGUGUGGCAAGGCCUUCAGUUACCCAUCUAAACUGAGGAAGCACCAGAAGGUUCACACGGGCAUAAAACCUUUCAAGUGUAGUGAAUGUGGGAAAACUUUCAACCGCAAAGAUGCUCUUGUUCUGCACCAGAGGAUUCACACUGGAGAAAGGCCUUAUGAGUGCAGCAAAUGUGGGAAAGCCUUCAGUGUUCUGUCUACCCUCAUUCGGCACCGGAAAGUUCAUAUUGGAGAAAGGCCCUAUGAGUGCAUGGAAUGUGGCAAGUUCUUUAAAUAUAAUAAUAGUUUCAUUCUUCACCAGAGAGUUCACACUGGAGAAAGACCUUUUGAGUGCAAGCAAUGUGGGAAAACCUACGUGACCCGUUCUGGCCUCUAUCAGCACUGGAAAGUUCACACUGGAGAACGGCCCUAUGAGUGCAGCCUAUGUGGGAAAACCUUCACUACCAGGUCCUACCGCAACCGGCACCAGCAAUUCCACACUGAAGAGAGGUCCUAUGAAUGUACAGAAUGUGGGAAAGCCUUCAAACAUAGUUCUACCCUUCUUCAGCACAAGAAAGUUCACACUGGAGAGAGGCCUUAAGAGUUCAGGGCAUGUGGGAAAGCCAUUAACCACUAGGACCUUGUUCAUCACAGGUCUCAUUCCAGAAAGGAGAUUGAGGAGAGUAGCCUCUCUGAAAGGGCCAUCUGAAAGAAGCUAAACCUUGUUCAUCCCAACAUGUACCCUGGGAAGAGUCCCUGUGUGUGUCAGAUGUGUGGGAAGCUUUCAGGAGAUACGUACUCUGACCUGCCCAGGGCUGUUGGCAGUGUUGUGUCACUACCAGUUUGUGACAUAGGCCAUCCCACCUCUCCCACUGGUAGGUCCCCACAGUGUGCAUCUGUCAGCCCAGCAAAUUCAGGGAUGGAGAGAAUUAUGAAUGGUGGAACCCCUAACAGGCCUCAUUCUCUCCUUCCCUAUCCCUGAUUGGUUUAGGUGUGGACAUGACCCAGCUCUGGCCAAGAGGAGACAAGCCAGUGUCUGCUGGGGGAUUCCUGGGAAGGUUUACCAUUUUCAUGGACACUACACAUGGUACUUGUCAUGCCCCAGCAGACUGUCUCAUACUGCUCUGGACUGUGUGGUAGUAGUGAAGGCUUUACUAUUUAAGCUACCUAUAAUAUUGGUGGUUCUGAUCCCUGUGUGUGGAGGGAUUGAGAACCAUGAAUAGAGGGAAUGGCUUUUGUGUAGGUGGGUCCCUCACGUUUUUCUGCCUCAGUGGGUACAGCAAGAUGGCAGAGAACAGCUGUAGUAAAGGUUGGCCUAAUUUGCAUUGGUACGUGAGUCCUCCAGGGAAAGACUUGUGAUCUGGAUGUCAGGCUUGUUUGUGGGUCCAGAGCUCACCUUGGAGGAGGAACUUGGUGUGAGAUAUUCUGUGUGUCUAGGGACAGCAAAAGUUGGGUCUUUUGUUCCCAGGGAAUGUUUCAAAACCUCCAGCAAUGGUCAGAAGAAGGUGUUUUCAGAAUCAGCUCAGAAGCCAUGUCCUCUGAAAUCUAAAACGUAGGUAAGUUCUAGACUAUAAGACCUACACGGCCUGUUGAGCAGAGUAAGUAAGUGGGCACAGAAAUAGGGAGAGUAGGCCGGGCGCUGUGGCUCACGCCUGUAAUCCUAGCUCUUGGGAGGCCGAGGCGGGCGGAUUGCUCAA